AUGAUACUCCGACUAUCCUCUCUUGCCCUCGGGCUCCUCCCGCUCGCCAGCGCACUCUCCGCCUCGGACAUACCCACGGACACUCCCGUGUCGCAGCUCAUCAAGGACGCCAGCGUCCAACUCGCUACCGGCAACACCCAGGACGCCCUUCUCUACUUCGACAUCGCCAUUACCCGCGACCCGCGCAACUACCUCACCUACUUCAGGCGCGGCGCCGCUUACCUGCAAAUCGGCCGAACGGCGCAGGCCCAACAUGACUUUGACAAGGUGCUGGAACUGAAGCCUGGCUUCGAGGGCGCAUUAGUGCAGAGGGCCAAGAUCAGAGCCAGGAAGGCCGACUGGGCGGCAGCGCGCAAAGACUACGAGGCUGCCGGCAAGACCGAUGCCAUCGCGGAGCUGGAAGAAGCGCAGGGCGCUGCCAUCAUGGCGCAGGAGGCGGCAGAGAAGCGCGACUGGGACGCGUGUAUCUCGAAUGCUGGAACUGCCAUCUUAGUCGCAGGAGGCGCAUACGACAUCCGCAAGACAAGAGCGAGGUGUCGCUUCGAGAAGGGCGAGGUCGCCGAGGGCAUCAGCGACCUGCAGCAUCUCCUCCAGAUCAACAAGGGCGAUAUCCAACCCCAUCUCCAGAGCUCCGCCAUGGCCUUUUACUCCCUGGGCGAAACCGACAAGGGGCUCAAGCACAUCGCGCAAUGUCUUCAGUCAGACCCAGACUCGAAGGUCUGCAUGAAGCUACGGAGGAGAGAAAAGAACCUCGACAAGGACAUUCAAAAGGUGCGCAAGUUCUUCGAGAAGCGCCAGUUCGCCACCGCCUCGAAACUCCUCAUCGACCGCGGCGAAGAGGACCCGGGCCUGUUGAAAGAGGUCAAGCAAGACUUCAAGGACUACACCGAUCAAGGCUACAUCUACGCCAACUCACCCCAAGGUCUCUAUCAGACCCUCGUAGAGAUGACCUGCGAAGCCUACGUCGAGAUGAACAACCUGAAGAAGGGCACACCGUACUGUACCGAAGCCCUACAGCUCAACCCCGACUCGUUACACGCCCUCCUUCACAAGGCUCAAUUCCAGCUUGACGCCGACGAAUUCGAAGACUGCGUCCGAACCCUAGAGCACGCGAAAGAGCACCACCAGAACCAGAAGCUCGACGAGUUACACCACAAAGCGCAGACACUGCUCAAGCGCUCGAAGACAAAGGAUUACUACAAGGUGCUCGGCGUGACGCGCGAUGCAGACGAACGCGAGAUCAAGAAGGCAUACCGCAAGCUGACCAAGAUGUACCACCCCGACAAGGCCUCGGCCAACAACAUGACACCCGAGGAUGCGCAGAAGAAGAUGUCCCAAGUCAACGAAGCCUACGAAGUCCUCUCCGACCCCGAGCUCAAGGAACGAUUCGACCGCGGUGACGACCCCAACAGCAACGAGCAGCAACAAGGCAAUCCCUUCCAGGGUUCACCCUUCGGAGGCCAACAAUUCAUGUUCAGACAAGGUGGAGGUGGUGGCUUCCCUGGUGGCGGCGGUAGCUUCAAGUUCCAGCAGGGCGGCGGCGGUUUCCCAGGUGGUUUCCCAGGUGGAUUUGGCUUCUAG
This is a messenger RNA of Alternaria incomplexa, 1581 nucleotides long. RefSeq lists its product as uncharacterized. The record is from RefSeq and is a predicted model, not a curated record. Gene Ontology annotation, cellular component: endoplasmic reticulum. Lineage: Eukaryota; Fungi; Ascomycota; Dothideomycetes; Pleosporales; Pleosporaceae. The transcript has a single exon. Bases 1 to 1581 code for a protein of 526 amino acids. Gene Ontology annotation, biological process: protein folding in endoplasmic reticulum. Gene Ontology annotation, molecular function: misfolded protein binding; protein-folding chaperone binding.